GCAGAGGAUGCAGCAUUCAAAGACUUGACCUCUAUUGGUUGACCUGACCUGCCAUGUUAUAUUGCUUGUUUGUUUGUGAGUUCGUUUUUUUUUUAUUUUGAAGCGCUUUGAGAUUUCUAUUAUUGAAAGCGCUAUAGAAGUUGAAUACAUUAUUAUUAAAUAGAAAGAGGCUGAAUAAAAGUGUGCUUUGUUGGCUAUCAAACAAGAUAGGAAAGAAAUGGAAACAUCCCUGGACUCAGUUGAAAUAUCACUAUUUGUGACAGCAAUAUUACCAAGGUGUCCUAUUCCACUUACCUCCUUAUCGUUGGAUAAAAGGUACCUUACUUCAUCCUGGUUCACCUCCCCUAUUCUAUUAUAGAAGCUUGGAUGCAGGGAGAAAAAUACUAUUAUUGGAAGUGACAUGCUGCUAGCAGAAAUGGUCCAUAUAGUGUUGAAAUACACACACAGCUGAAUCACAAUUUUAAGAAACCUUUCACCUCUGCAGUUUACCUAUUGAGCUUGCGACAGGAUAUAUGUUUCUGAAUGUCUGGAACAGAAACCACGGUGAGAUAAGUCAGUUCACACUGUAGCCAAGAUGACAUUCUGAUGAUUCAAGUGCACAGCUGAUGACUCACUUAUUGUAUGCUCAAACUGUAUGUUGUCGAUUUGAGAAUCAGUGAUGUUGCUUCUCGCUUCAGCUUUGCUCUCCCCAAGAAUGAGACCUUCCUGUAAAAUGUAAUGAGGCACAUACAUGUGUAAGGUUAGUUAAAUAUAAUAAACAAUCUCUGGCAUAAUCAGCAUCUGAGUAAGUAGGCUAUGUGGUCAGACCUAUCUAUUUGUUGUGGCGUUAGCCAGCUAGCUAGUUAGCUAACGAUAUAACGUUAGCUAGUUAGUUGCCCAUAUUUUCUGUAGACGCACCUGAUUAAUAGGUGUGCAGUUAAUCUUUGAUAUUUUUCCAAUCAUUAAUUAUAUCAUUAGUUAUCUAGCUAACUACCUACCACAUCAGAAUCACUGUUAAAGUGCUGAAACAUCAAUGAACCAAGAACAAAUCCGGAGAUGCGAACAGAGGAGUUUGAGUCCGCCAUGUUUGCUGUUGUCAACGAAGACAACAUGUAAAGUGUUCGAUUGCGUAAAAACAGCGCAUAACCUCUGCAAUGGCACGCGCAUGCACUAUUGCUGCGCAGCUGAAUGUGCACGAGAUGUGAACUUCUUUCAAUAAACUUGCCAGUGGGGGAGGGGGUUUAUUUGUACUGCAGAACUUUGCGUACGGUCUUGUGCCUGACUAUACUAGCUACCGCUACAGGAGGUCCAGAAGAAUGGAAAACUCCCUAAUACAACGAAGAGGUCUUCAGGUUUGAUAUUUCUCUUGAUACAUUUUGAAACGUUUCAUGUUCUGCAGUCAAACUCGGAUAUGGUAGGCUCAAUAAUGUAGUAAACUAUUUCAAGUGGUUCUUUCUCGGCUUGGCUGUACUAGGCGGUGUUGAUAUCCUGUUUCAGAACCAUGUUUACAUAGGGCCAAGUUAUACUUUUCCGAAAAUGGGCUGAUAAACAUAUGCAUUCAAUGUAGUCUCCUUUAUAUAACCAGAAUGCAAUGCUCAUUUGAAGUGAGUAGCUAUUUGUUGUGUCUGUUCUGCAGUUAACUUGACCCUAAUGUGCCAUACCAGUGGAUGACAGAUCUGUGUGAGGGAGGGAUGGAGGACCUGUGGAGUAUAGCGGUUGUGUUGCUGCAGGUGUGGUUCUCCGUGAUGAUAGGGCUCAUCAUGAUACCUGCCAUGUUUGGCCUCUCCCUGGGGGUCACUUCUGUCUACAUUCAGAUCCUGGUUAAGAUACUGGAGGUAACUGUACGAAAAUGUAUGAAAAAAUGUAUGCACUCACUACUGUAAGUCACUAUCGAUAACAGCGUCUGCUAAAUGACUAAAAUGUAAACUGUGCUGGAAAUUCUGGAAGAGCUCAAAUUCUGGAAUUCCAGAAUAGCUGACUAUUAUUUUAUUCCAAAAAAAUAAUAUUCAAACAGCCCUAAAUAGCAUCUAAUAGCGAAUUAUGUUAUUCUGUUUACAUAAAGGAAUAUUAUUUGAUGGAAAACAGAUGAUUUAUGUUAAUCUAUUAAUCUGAUACAAUUCAGGCUACUGUAGGCUAUAUUCACUAUUAUUAUGUAGGAUUUUGUGCUCUGUAUAUUGUAUUCAUGUUGCUCCCUGACCCCUUAGAGAAGACAGACAUAGUUAAUGUUCAAAGCGUGGCACACAAGGGCAGUUAGGCAAUUAAAAGACAGUAUGUAGAAAGCAAUGUGUGAGAGGUCAACUGAGAAUAACUGUUGUCUGGGCAGUGGGCCACCCUGCGGAUCGAGAGAGGACACAGGGAACGACCCACUCUGCCAGUGCCUGCAACUCUACCCUUUGGUGAGUGACUUUACACUCAUUACCCAUCAGUGAGUUCAUACUGAGGUUUGGACUGGUCUGGAGCAGAGUAUGUGAGCGGAGCUGGAGAGGAACGUGGCCAAUUUGACUGGAGCGCGGAGCGAGAUUCCCAAAGGCUGGAGCGUCAGCCUUCUCGGCCUCUCCAAUUUCGCUCCAGUAGAGCUCACUUCACGAGCUCAGGACAUGCCUGGCCCAGCAUGCAUUUGUAGGCUACUUGUGUGCUCCUAUACCCCUUGCUUUAGCUACUGUCAUGGAGUUUGCUAAAUAUUUUCAUAAAGAAACUGAUAAAACACACAGGUGCAAAAGGUGAGGAGGACCAAGAUCAAGAGAGGGAGUGUGGUGAUGUAGUGUCCACAACUAAAGAAUCAUUGUGGAAUCUGAAAAUACACAUAUCCCGAACGCAUUAUGGUGUACUUACUACAUGCACAUGCUAAAAGAAAGGAACGAGGUGGGUAGCUAAGUGUGUCAUUGUAGCAAAGUAUUUCUAAACAAAAAAUCAGAUAUCUGAAAAGUUUUGUUCAUUUUGUUCAUUGGCCGUAAUUGAUUUAGGCCAAAUAGGCCUGGCAUAUUCCCACCUUCAAGGAGCUUUCCAUUUUGAUUGGGUUAUUUUGCCUAAAAACCUUUAGGCCUACCUAUAGAAAAAAACAACUAAAAACAACUCUGCAUCUCGGCCCAGCCUGGCAAGAAGAGUAGCCCGAAGGGUGUUUAGCAUCCCCAGUGGCUCUGCAAGCACGGAGAGGGUAUUCUCCGAUGCUGGCCUGUUCUCCAGGCACCAUCGCAUGACAGACUCUGUCCGAACUCGUAUUUCAAAAAAUGAAUUCAAAGGCACUCACUGAGCCUAAUAAGUCAUUUUUCGUUUAAUUUGUAUUUAAUUCUAAGUAAGUCACAGUCUAUAUGCGCAAUUUGUAAUGAUUUAAUACAAUAAAAUGUUGUUUAAAUACUGAGCCCUUUAUGUCCCUACCAGCCUAGUGUCGCACUCGCAAAUGCUUCAUAAUGUACACUGCUCAAAAAAAAAGGGAACACUAAAAUAACACAUCCUAGAUCUGAAUGAAUGAAAUAAUCUUAUGAAAUACUUUUUUCUUUACAUAGUUGAAUGUGCUGACAACAAAAUCACACCAAAAUUAUCAAUGGAAAUCAAAUGUAUCAACCCAUGGAGGUCUGGAUUUGGAGUCACCCUCAAAAUUAAAGUGGAAAACCACACUACAGGCUGAUCCAACUUUGAUGUAAUGUCCUUAAAACAAGUCAAAAUGCUCAGUAGUGUGUGUGUGUGGCCUCCACGUGCCUGUAUGACCUCCCUACAAUGCCUGGGCAUGCUCCUGAUGAGGUGGCGGAUGGUCUCCUGAGGGAUCUCCUCCCAGACCUGGACUAAAGCAUCCGCCAACUCCUGGACAGUCUGUGGUGUAACGUGGCGUUGGUGGAUGGAGCGAGACAUGAUGUCCCAGAUGUGCUCAAUUGGAUUCAGAUCUGGGGAACGGGCGGGCCAGUCCAUAGCAUCAAUGCCUUCCUCUUGCAGGAACUGCUGACACACUCCAGCCACAUGAGGUCUAGCAUUGUCUUGCAUUAGGAGGAACCCAGGGCCAACCGCACCAGCAUAUGGUCUCACAAGGGGUCUGAGGAUCUCAUCUCGGUACCUAAUGGCAGUCAGGCUACCACUGGCGAGCACAUUGAGGGCUGUGCAGCCCCCCAAAGAAAUGCCACCCCACACCAUGACUGACCCACCGCCAAACCGGUCAUGCUGGAGGAUGUUGCAGGCAGCAGAACGUUCUCCACGGCAUCUCCAGACUCUGUCACGUCUGUCACAUGUGCUCAGUGUGAACCUGCUUUCAUCUGUGAAGAGCACAGGGCGCCAGUGGCGAAUUUGCCAAUCUUGGUGUUCUCUGGCAAAUGCCAAACGUCCUGCACGGUGUUGGGCUAUAAGCACAACCCCCACCUGUGGACGUCGGGCCCUCAUACCACCCUCAUGGAGUCUGUUUCUGACCGUUUGAGCAGACACAUCCACAUUUGUGGCCUGCUGGAGGUCAUUUUGCAGGGCUCAGGCAGUGCUCCUCCUGCUCCUCCUUGCACAAAGGCGGAGGUAGCAGUCCUGCUGCUGGGUUGUUGCCCUCCUACGGCCUCCUCCACGUCUCCUGAUGUACUGGCCUGUCUCCUGGUAGCGCCUCCAUGCUCUGGACACUACGCUGACAGACACAGCAAACCUUCUUGCCACAGCUCGCAUUGAUGUGCCAUCCUGGAUGAGCUGCACUACCUGAGCCACUUGUGUGGGUUGUAGACUCCGUCUCAUGCUACCACUAGAGUGAAAGCACCGCCAGCAUUCAAAAGUGACCAAAACAUCAGCCAGGAAGCAUAGGAACUGAGAAGUGGUCUGUGGUCACCACCUGCAAAACCAGUCCUUUAUUGGGGGUGUCUUGCUAAUUGCCUAUAAUUUCCACCUGUUGUCUAUUCCAUUUGCACAACAGCAUGUGAAAUGUAUUGUCAAUCAGUGUUGCUUCCUAAGUGGACAGUUUGAUUUCACAGAAGUGUGAUUGACUUGGAGUUACAUUGUGUUGUUUAAGUGUUCCCUUUAUUUUUUUGAGCAGUGUAUUUCUUUGUAGGCUAUAGCCUUGAAGUAGUUGAAAUAAUAUAGCCUAAAUAAUUCAUUUUCGUUCCUUCUUAUGCUCCCUGUCUGGCUCCUGACCUAUUUAGAGUGUUUAUAUGCUGUUUAAUACGACAUAUAGCCUAUUUGAAAUAAAUGAUACAUUCACCUUUUCAUGUUUAUCAAAAUACUUUUGGUUUUGGUUUCAAUAUUUCAAAACCAAAUGGUAGGUCCAGGUAGUCACAAAAAGUAGGUGGGGUUGGUUAAAUUGUGAUUCUAAUGAAUGGAGUAUAGCUCCACAUUGACAUGAUUGGUUGACAGUAGGUGGGGGCGGGAGGUCCUGUAUAAACACAAACUCACUUCCUUGACAACUUCCAUCUCAACAGCUCUACUCAACAACUCUGCAAGAAGUAUGUAUGCCCUGACUUCUGCAGAGGCCGUAUCAGCGUAAAUGCUCCCCGGCCAAUGCAGACGACGGAUUGACCAUGCAGCGCCUUUAACACCUCUGAUGAUGGGUCUACAGUGCAUUCAGAAAGUAUUCAGACCCCUUGACUUUUCUCACAUUUUGUUACGUUACAGCCUUAUUCUAAAAUGGAAUUAACUACUUUUUUUCCUCAUCAAUCUACACACAAUACCCCAUAAUGACAAAGCGAAAACAGGUUUUUAGAAAUAGUUGCAAAUGUAUUAAAAAUAAAAAACAGAAAUACCUUAUUACAUAAGUGUUCAGACCCUUUGCUAUGAGACUCGAAAUUGAGCUCAGGUGCAUUCUGUUUCCAUUGAUCAUCCUUGAGAUGUUUCUACAACUUGAUUGGAGUCCACCUGUGGUAAAUGAAAUUGAUUGGACAUGAUUUGGAAAGGCACACACCUGUCUAUACAAGGUCCCACAGUUGACAGUGCAUGUCAGAGCAAAAACCAAGCCAGGAGGUCGAAGGAAUUGUCCGGAGAGCUCCGAGACAGGAUUGUGUCGAGGCACAGAUAUGGGGAAGGGUACCAAAAAAUUUCUGCAGCAUUGAAGGUCCCCAAGAACACAGUGGCCUCCAUCAUUCUUAAAUGGAAGAAGUUUGGAACCACCAAGACUCUUCCUAGAGGUGGCUGCCAGGCCAAACUGAGCAAUCGGGGGAGAAGGGCCUUGGUCAGGGAGGUGAACAAGAACCCGAUGGUCACACUGACAGAGCUCCAGAAUUCCUCUGUAGAGAUGGGAGAACCUUCCAGAAGGACAACCAUCUCUGCAGCACUCCACCAAUCAGGCCUUUACGAUAGAGUUGCCAGACGGAAGCCACUCCUCAGUAAAAGGCACAUGACAGCCCGCUUGGAGUUUGCCAAAAGGCACCUAAAGACUCUCAGACUAUGAGAAACAAGAUUCUCUGGUCUGAUGAAACCAAGAUUGAAAUCUUUACCCUUAAUGCCAAGCGUCAUGUCUGGAGGAAACCUGGCACCAUCCCUACGGUGAAGCAUGGUGGUGGCAGCAUCAUGCUGUGGGGAUGUUUUUCAGCGGGAGGGACUGGGAGACUAGGCAGGAUCGAGGGAAAGAUUAACGCAGCAAAGUACAGAGAGAUCCUUGAUGAAAACCUGCUCCAGAACGCUCAGGACCUCAGACUGGGCGAAGGUUCACCUUACAACAGGACAAUGACCCUAAGCACACAGCCAAGACAACGCAGGAGUGGCUUCGGGACAAGUCUCUGAAUGUCCUUGAGUGGCCUAACCAGAGCCCGGACUUGAACCCGAUCGAACAUCUCUGGAGAGACCUGAAAAAACAAAUGAUAGUCCCACUAAGCCCAAACCAGAUGGGAUUGUGUAUCGCUGCAGAAUGCUGUGGUAGCCAUGCUGGUUAAGUGUGCCUUGAAUUCUAAAUAAAUCACAGACAGUGUAACCAGCAAAGUACCCACACACCCUAACACCACCACCUCCAUGCUUUACGGUGGGAACUACACAUGCGGAGAUCAUCCGUUCACCCACACCACGUCUCACAAAGACACGCCGGUUGGAACCAAAAAUCUCCGAUUUGGACUCCAGACCAAAGGACACAUUUCCACCGGUCUAAUGUCCAUUGCUCGUGUUUCUUCGCCUAAGCAGGCCUCUUCUUAUUGGUGUCCUUUAGUAGUGGUUUCUUUGCAACAAUUCAACCAUGAAGGACUGAUUCACACAGUCCCCUCUGAAUGUUGAGAUGUGUCUGUGACUUGAACUCUGUGAAGCAUUUAUUUGGGCUGCAAUUUCUGAGGCUGGUAACUCUAAUGAACUUAUCCUCUGCAGCAGAGGUAACUCUGGGUUUUCCAUUCCUGUGGUGGUCCUCAUGAGAGCCAGUUUCAUCAUAGCGCUUGAUGUUUUUUGCGACUGCACUUGAAGAAACUUUCAAAGUUCCGUAUUGACUGACCUUCAUGUCUUAAAGUAAUGAUGGACUGUCGUUACUCUUUGCUUAUUUGAGCUGUUCUUUCCAUAAAAUGGAGUUGGUAUUUUACCAAGUAGGGCUUUCUUCUGAUACCCCCCUACCUUGUCACAACACAACUGAUUGGCUCAAACGCAUUAAGAAGGAAAUAAAUUCCACAAAUUAACUUUUAAGAAGGCACACCUGUUCAUUGAAAUGCUUUCCAGGUGACUACCUCAUGAAGCUGUUUGAGAGAAUAACAACAGUGUGCAAAGCUGUCAUCAAGGCAAAGGGUGGCUAUUUGAAGAAUGUCAAAUAUAAAAUAUAUUUUGAUUUGUUUAACACUUUUUUGGUUACUACAUGAUUCCAUAUGUGUUUUUUCAUAGUUUUGAUGUCUUCACUAUUAUUCUACAAUGUAUAAAAUACUAAAAAUAAAGAAAAACCCUUGAAUGAGUAGGUGUGUCCAAACUUUUGACUGGUACUGUAUGUAAACGUGAUAUUGAAGUUUUUUAUAUUUUAUACGUUUGCACAAAUUUCUAAAAACCUGUUUUUGAUUUGUCAUUAUGGGGUAUUGUGUGUAGAUUGAUGAGGGGAAAAAACUAUUUAAUCAAGUUUAGAGUAAGGCUGUAACGUAACAAAAUGUGGAAAAAUCAAGGGGUCUGAAUACUUUCCGAAUGCACUGUAAGCUACAACAAAUGCAAAUAUGAAAAAAAUCGGAGUUUUACGUGUUUUUAGGUAAUUGACAAAGGUUUAUAAAUGUAUAAAAUAGUUUGACAACCCUGUUUUGUAAGUUUUUCAAUUAAAUCACUCAACUGUUUAUCUUUUCUGGUGAUGAAGACUUGGUAUAGAGGGGUAUGCAAAUGGAUCAACUUUGAGAACCUUUUAUCUCCUGGAUGUGUUGGCAUUCAGGUCCAAAAAGACUUUCUGACCACUUCUUCCAUGGGCAAACAUGUAUGGAAAGUUUUGUUUAAAUCAAAAGGGAUUCUGUCAAAAAGUGAUUGAAUUUAAAUGGAUUUACCGAAAGGCAUGUGGAGUUAUUGGUUCUGCUUAGGGUUGCAAAGGGAGGGUAUAUUACUGGAAACGUUUGAAAUUUACCAGUAAACUACCAGAAUUUUGGUAUCUUUGAAGGAUUUUAUGUAAUCUAUCACAAGACAUCUAGUGGCCCUUUUGGGUACUUCAGAUUUUCACAGGUGACUGUAGUUACCUCUGGCCCUCUGUGUGGCCUUAUCACAUGUAAAAUAUAUGACAUAAUUCAAUAAGAUGAAAAAAUUGAAUGACAAACCUGUAAAACAUUAUCCUAAAUAUAAACCAUCAACAUAGUGAAUACCAGUGGUGUUUAGUACGAGGAUUUCAGCAUGAUAUUGUCAGCAUGAUAUUGUUGAUUAGAUGCUUUUUUUAUUAAUUUGGCUAUUUUCUCUUUAACUAAUGGUCUAUCUACUAGAAACUCAUGGACAUAUAUGGACAUGGAUAUAAAACAUUUAUACUAUGAAUCCAUUUUUUAAAAGUUAUUCAAGUAUAAAUUACCAAAGUUACAAUAGAUUGACAUAGAUUUUCUGUUAAUUACCCAAAUUACCCAAGAUUCUGGCAACUUUCGUAAAUUACCGGUAGCUUUGCAACCCUAGUUCUGCUCUUAGAACAUAGUGUUCUGUAGUAUGAGGGAUUGAAUUCAGCUCGGUCUGGAAGGAGUAUACCCUGCAUAUGUGACUGUGUGUCAGUGUGGGGGCUUGUGAUUGGUCAGCUCAGCACCUGUGGCUGAUGUGUGGGUGCAGAUUGGAGCAGCCCUGUCCCACUCUGAUGAUGCAAUAGAGGAUUACAUAACAGGCAGAAAACUAACUCUCUGUGUGUAGUCUAACCUUUGACCCAUAUGCUGUGAAAUACUGGGUGCCCCCUUCAUCUGGUCUUUCUGGAAAUAUACUGUACAAUGUUUGAAAGACGUUACUUCACCAUCCUCUGCAAACUUUAUGAUACCAUUUGCCCUAUAUUGUGUUAAGUACUUAUACUUAUUGGACAUGUAUAUCACAUGCUAUUUUACAUCUGCAUUGAAGAUUCCAAUAGAUCGGUUUUGUGACAGGACUUUUUGUGGUGUCUAUAAAUUGUUUAUCUAGAAUCCUAAUGUUGUUGAAUUAACACACAAUCAUCUGUUGGUCACAAACAUUGGUAUUCUAAAUCAGACGUGACAGGAAACUUCAAAAAGUACAGAGGCUUUUAUUUUAUUUUAUGAAACACAGGAAGGACAAGUCACCACCAUGAUGUUUUAGCAAAUCAUUUAGCAAAGAUUACAAAAUCCACCAUGUUUGCUCCUUUCGUCUAUAACCCAUUGUCUGUGAACAUAAUACUUAAGCUUGUAUUACUGUAUAAUCAUGGCACAAGGUAAAUGUUUUACUAAAGCUGGGCAAAACACAGUGCUGCUGAGUAUGAAGAAAAGGAAUGGGAACUCUGUGCUCAGUGGUAUCUGGUACUGACAGGCCUAGUACUGACCGGCUAUGCCACAACAGUCCUCCAUUCCAUUCCUCAUCAGCUUUACCCUCUCUGGGUGUCACGUUCGUUUAAGGACGGGUCAGACCAAGGCGCAGCGUGAAAGGCAUACAUGUUUAUUUACCGAAUAAACACACGACAAAACAACAAACAAACGAAACGUGAAGUCCUACGGCUAAACACAAGCCUACACCGGAACAAGAUCCCACAACUACCUAGUGCCAAUAGGCUGCCUAAGUAUGAUCCCCAAUCAGAGACAACGAGCGACAGCUGCCUCUGAUUGGGAACCACACCGGCCAACAUAGAAAUACACAUACUAGAUAACACACCUAGAAUAUACACAACAUAGAAUAUACACACCCUGACUCAACAUAUAAGAGUCCCCUGAGUCAGGGCGUGACACUGGGAUAUCAUAGAUAGAUAUGUACUUUAAUCAGUAGGUACAUUUAGUUCCUCUUACUAUCCUUGCCCUUCCUUACGCCUCUCUAUUUUAUGUCCAAAAUCGCUAGGUAGUGACUAAACCCACAGGUAUAACGUACUGUAAACCACUCAGUUAAUAAUCUCUGUUGUCUCCUCUUCUUUGGCCAGGACUCAUCCAGAGGGAGGGGGGCUCCAUGGAACAGGAGAUGGGGGAGCUGCGUCGGUAUCGUACCCAGUCUAUAUCGAGAGGCGAGUUUGCGCUGAGCGACUCAUUCUACUUCUACAUAAAGGGCCUGGAGAGCAUCGUGGACGACCAGGUGACUCAGCGCUUCUCCUCUGAGGAGCUGGUCUCCUGGAACCUUUUGACCCGCACCAACCACAACUUCCACUUCAUCAGCCUGCGACUCACCAUCAUCUGGGGCCUGGGCGUGAUCAUACGUUACUGUGUCCUUUUCCCUCUCAGGUGGGUCUGACCUGCCCUUUUUGACCUCUUCUCCAGUCCUGCCAGUGUCCUGCCAUUUCAGUUCAGUUCAAUGAAGUUUAUGUCAACCGAUCAUGUACUCAAUUUGAUGUGAUCCAUAGUAGAAUGGUAUACGUUUUCGUUUAUAUAGGCUACUCAUUUUCAACAUGUGAUUCCUUCUUCCUUGCAGGAUAACCCUGGCAAUCAUUGGGUUGACCUGGCUGGUGAUUGGGACAACUUUGGUGGGGUUUCUACCUAACAAGAGGUAAUAACGAUGUAGUCUACAUCUACUGAUGAUGUAGAACUUUCAUAAAUUGUGGUAAUAGGAAGAUUUGAAUGUUCCUAUCUCUCAACCAGCUAACUUGCUUGAGAGUUGGUAUAUGGCUCGAGAAAAUAGAAUGUCCCCGGCUAUUACCUUACAUUGCUCUUGUGUUCUAGAGUGAAGAACUGGCUCAGUGAGUUAGUCCAUCUGAUGUGCUACAGGAUCUGUGCCAGAGGUCUCUCUGCUACCAUUCAAUACCACAACAAGUUAGUAUCCAGACAAACUACUUAGAAAUACAUUUAGGAAGUCAUGUUAGUAUCAACAUUUUCAAUGUCAUGAGGUCAUUGAAAUAAAUGCUUAUUUUUUACAGAGAGAAUAAACCACAAAAAGGAGGAAUAUGCGUAGCAAACCACACCUCGCCUAUUGACAUUGUCAUUUUGGCCAAUGAUGGAUGCUACGCUAUGGUGGGUAACAUAAACAUUGGUUAACAUAUCACUGAUAUUUGAUAUCUCAUCCAUCACUUUUGGUUGUUAGCAGGCUAGAGUUGUCAUGCUCUCUGUGUCUGGUAUUAUUCUCAGGUGGGUCAAAGUCACGGUGGGCUGAUGGGGGUCAUCCAGAGGUCAAUGGUGAGGUCCUGCCCCCACGUUUGGUUCGAGAGGUCGGAGAUGAGAGACCGAAAUGCUGUUACCAGUAGGUGAGACGGCAAGUAAAUGGGAAAAGACAGCAGGAGAUGCAUUUAGUGUAUUUUUCAUCUAUACAUUUACUCAGUUGUCUUCUGAAAAGUAGUCCCGUGUAGCUCAGUUGGUAGAGCAUGGCGUUUGCAACGCCAGGGUUGUGGGUUCAUUUCCCACGGGGGACCAGUAUGAAAAAGAGUGUAAAUCGCUCUGGAUAAGAGCGUCUGCUAAAAGACUAAAAUGUAAAAGUAAAUGAAUCACAUGCCAAUGUUGAUGGUGCAUAUAUUGAUUGUAUGAUGAUAUACAGUACAUUGCCAUUACAGCCACUCAAUCAUCCUAUCUGCUAUAUAUUAUUUUCAUCAUGAUUAGUGUUGUCCUGGUUAUUGAUCUGCCCCCAUCCAUCCUCUCCCAGAUUGAGGGCUCAUGUUGCAGCUAAAACCAAUCUACCCAUCUUGAUCUUCCCAGAGGGUAAGUCUCUAUACUUUGACUGUCUGGUCCAUUUUCUGCUGCAGUCUGGAUGGAAGUUGUGAUUGAGGUCAAUUCCAUUUCAAUUCAGUCAAUGCAUGAAGUAAACUCAAUUCCAAUUUUCCUCAUUACUUUUCGAUGAGGGAUUUCAGUUUACUUCCUGAAUUGACUGAGUUGAAUUGAAAUAGAGCCUAACACUGCUGGAAGCUGUGGUUGUGGUGGUCUCAUGACCUUUCUAUCCCCUCUUACAGGAACCUGCAUCAACAACACAUCGGUCAUGAUGUUCAAGAAGGGAAGCUUUGAGAUUGGAGGGACGAUAUACCCAGUCGCAAUCAAGGUACUGGCUGCAAUCUGAAUGUCUGAAAGCCCCUUGUGUUCUCUAACCCCUGCUCCUCCAUCAAGCAGCAUGUCACCGAACACUUAUUAUAUGAAGACAUCAUAAAGUUGUCACCAUAUUGGCCUUGUUACGUGUUGACUUUGUCAGCCAUUGUUUGAUAUCACCGCCUUUUGAUUCAUAUUAGUUAAGAUCUCCUCCUUUCUGUCCUUCCCUGUUAGUAUGACCCUCGUUUUGGUGAUGCCUUCUGGAACAGUGCCAAGUACAACAUGGUGAACUACCUGCUGAGAAUGAUGACCAGCUGGGCCAUCGUGGUCAACGUGUGGUACCUGCCCCCCAUGACCAGACGGGUAGGUUGUCACACUGUGUAUGCUUUAUUACUGCUACUUCCUCCCAUGACCAACAGGUUGGACCUUAUGUAGUGUUUUUUUCACAAACCCUUAUAAAGUGCACACGUCUCCUACCCCCAUGGCCAUAGACAUACAUAAGACCCCUUGAAGACCUCUCUAUAUGUUUACUAAUCAUAUCCCUCUUCAUUGCCACUUUGGAUAGGAAAAGGAAGAUGCUGCCCAGUUUGCCAACAGAGUGAAGUCUGCUAUCGCACAUCAGGGAGGGCUAUUGGACAUGUCGUGGUAAGGAAACGUUCAGUAAACUUGCUUGAAUCUCACUAAAGAUCCUUUUUAAAACAUGCCAUACUAUCGUAAUAGAGUUCUGGAAUCAGAAGAAAAUGUGUUGUGAACCAUACUAUUCCACAAUAAUGGGUUGUAGGUCAUUGUCAGCACUGUUUGGUGAUCUGCAGUCUCCUCUAUGUCUCUCUCUCUGCAGGGAUGGGAGUUUGAAGAGAGCCAAGGUGAAAGAAGAAUUUAAAGAGCAGCAACAGAAGAUGUACAGCAGUAUGGUUGUGGGAAAGAAAGGUAGAAACUCAUAAGAGCCUCACACAGAGAGCACUAGGAGACAAUGCCAUUGGAAUUAACACUGGACAAAGUAUUUUACAUACUACAAUGCAUAUGGACUGGAUUUUUUCCAAAUCAAUGGCAUUUGUUAUAUUCAUCAUAAUUGUGUUGUGAACAUAGCAUAGAUUGAUAUCUGAAUCUGAUACACAACAUACAUCAGCUUUUAAUGCAUGAAAUGCCUUAUUUUAAAGACUGCAAUGACAUAUUUUAUAGAGACAUAAACAUUUCAAACUUUACUGCAAGUAGUACUAGUCUGUAUGGUAUAAAAUGAUCUCUGAUAAUGUUACAGUAAUGCUACGUUUUCUGAUGGCACUCUAACUAAACUCACCAUAAUCUAAGAAUGUGUUUCCAUUGACCCAGAGUUUGUACUAGUAUUAGUAUUACUUUUACUUUGUACAGUUUUUCCCUCUUAUGUUACAUUAUGCUGCCUACAAUACAACCCCUAACCCCCUAUAAACAAUAUAUACAUUAAUGUUUGGAUGUGCUUUGAUCAAAGUCUGAUUUAUUUAUUCUAAGACUGUGGGUUUAUUGUUGCUUAAAAUCUUAAGUGUUAUGAAAUCUACAUUUUGUCAUCUAGUCCUGAAAACCACUUCCCCAGGCCUAACCCUCAAGCAUUUAUGUAGAUCUGAAAGGAUUAGAUGAAUAGGUGUAAUGGAACGCCUAUAGAGGCUAGUUAGAGGUUGUCUGUCUGGAGCUAGUUGUAAAAUGUUGCUUGUAGUGUCGUAUAUGAAACACUAGGAGUCAGGGUUUGCAAACAAAUAACAAUUACGUCACCAACUCUUACUCUGUCCAUGAUCGGAAGGAUCCACUCACACAAAAAUAUCUCACUACCUUUAUUAAAUAUCAACAGCUCAUUUACAAUCCAAAGUUUUAAUAAAAUGUGUUAAAAAUGCUGCUGCUAUUAAGUUGAAUAGUAUGGGGUGUGGGAAUAAUGUUAGAUCAAGUCUGAUUAAAACUGUAUUUGGUGUACCAUAAAGCUUUGGUUUUAGAUUUACACUCCAAAAACUCUUACAAAACACAAAUAGCCAGAAACAAAUAUUUCAUUUCAUUUAUAUUUUAUACAAAUGUUGUAAAAUUGUCAUAUUAAUGACAAUGAUUACUAAAUAAGCUGAGGUCUUGGUGUGUAAAAAUACGACAUUCCUGUUCUGUUACUUUGUGAAAGGAAGAUGGGAAUGAUCGUUAACUGCGUGGUAAUAUUACAGGCUUAUUUUACUAAUAUCCUGAUACAUAUAACAACUAUCAUCUAACCAGGGUCAUCCUAUUGGGACAAGGACGGACUCUUGAUCCCAAAUAAAAAGGCUGCAGAGAUAAGCGUGGGUAAGACAUGUUUACUGUGACGGUGCUUUAAUAAAGAAAGCAGAGACUGUGAAAUAGCAUUGAGUUAUUCUUCCGCACACAGUGAGCUGGAGCCAGCUUAAAUUUCACAGCCUCUCCUCGGUCGCAGAUCCACAGCGAGACCAUCUCCCAGCCCGGCUCAAGCACCCGGCUAUAAUAACAAUCCCGCAACUUAAAUUGCUUGAACAGAAAUGUUUGUUCUCUUCUAACAGGAUUGUGAAUUAUUAAUCGGAUCUAAAGCCGAUUUUAUAACCCGAUUGUUGAGGUGGGACUCUUGGCGAGCGAUGCUCCACCACACCAUUUACUGUGAUGUAUGUGUCUGCACAUCUUUAUAUCCAAUUUAAUGUGAUUCAGAUAGAUUUCAAAGGGACAUCAUAAAAGGCAUGGGAGUGACCCCUGCAGGGCCUGUAUGACUGGAGACUCCAUACAGCUGCCCAGUAUGUCUCAAUAUGUUGAUUCGAUUUUCUCCAUUUCACUUUUACUCUGAAGUGAUCUAUACAAAUGUAAUGCAGGUACACUCAGUAAAUAUGAAUAAAUUGCCAAAUUGAAUCAUUUUUCCCGGAGAAUGUAGUUCAUGGAGGACAUCAUUUUAAAUCACAGUUUGCCUGGAACUGAGCAUCUUGACCAGUCAGGAGGGUAAAUGACUUUGGCUCUGUCUAAGACCUGCCAUUAAUUAGAGCAUAGUGUCUUUAAAAACAUUGUUCUGCCAUCCCUUCUGUGCUUCGAGUGGAACUCCUACGCUAAUGUAUGUGAUGUUGAGGUACAAUGUACACAGACAGAAAUCAAUAUAGAGACAUUGAGAAGAAUGUCAGGAAAGACUAUUCAUUUUACAGCCCCAUGAUGCACCUCAAUAAAAACAGUUUUUUUUUGUCUCUGCUGCUAAUGUUAUUGCAUCAAUUUCAUCACAAGCUCCCCCUUUGUGCAUUUUGGGCUUAGUCAAAAGACAACAGGCAGGUACAUGGUUGGACAGAGUGUCCUGAUGAGCUGGGGGGGGGGGGGGGGGGGGGUGAGAGGUGAGAUGUGAGAUUAGCUAACCUCUGCUGUCUGUCCUACCUCCAGCAGUCAUCCGUAGCUUCAAUCCCGCUUCGUCCGACUGUGUGCUUCUGACUGAGAGAGAUCAGUCAGGGAGAGGCUGAGCUAGCUACCACUGCAUUACAUCUCAUCCAAUGACACUGUGGCUCUCUUCUGAGUUCUAUAAUUAUUCAGCAACAAGCCAAUUUAUUGUGCGCUUAGUUAAUCAUUUUACUUCAUAAGAAAGGAAAACUAAAUAACGAUUGAUUCAGUACCUGCUUUAUUUAAUCUCAUAAUUAAUCAGACUGAUAGUUAUCAAAUAUUAUCAACUGGGUGGUUUGAGCCCUGAAUGUUGAUUUGGCUGAAAGCCGUGGUAUAUUGUAUACCACGGGUAUGACAAAACAUUUAUUUGUACUGCUCUAAUUCUUUUAGCAACCAGUUUAUAAUAGUAAUAAGGCACCUCUGGGGUUUGUGGUAUGUGGCCAAUAUACCACGACUAAGGGCUGUAUCUAGGCGCUCCGCAUUGCGUCGUGCUUAAGAACAGCCCUUAGCCGUGUUAUAUUGGCCAUCUACCACACCUCCUCGGGCCUUAUUGCUUAGUUAUAUGUUUUGGUGAAAAAUCACUGUUUUAGAUAUUUUUGUUCACGGCUCCAGCGAAUGCCUGACUAUAAAAAAGAGCUACAAUUGGAACGGGAUGAAGGAUGUCUGUCUGUUUGUCAGAUAAAUAAUACAAUGAGACAAGUGUGCGAUGCUUCAAUUCUGUGAGCAGUGUGUCUGCUGUUCCCAGGCAUGGCCCCAGACUGGACUGUAGCUCCAGUCACAGGGUGA
This is a messenger RNA of Coregonus sp. 'balchen', 16544 nucleotides long. The record is from the annotation of a GenBank genome assembly. NCBI's taxonomy places the organism in Eukaryota, Metazoa, Chordata, Actinopteri, Salmoniformes, Salmonidae.